AUGUUAAUCAGAUUAACGACUUCAUAUGGGGGAAGGGGGUUCAACGGGACUUACAAUCAGAGUUCCUACCCACAAGGCUGCAGUAAGCUGAUUGUAGCGCAGGAGAAGAACCAGACCGUCAUUGGUACACGCUUCACUAAGGGGAAUCCAACGACAGUUAAACGUCUCUUCUGCUACUGGGCCAUCAGUGCGCCGUCUGCUCCUAUUGGGAGUAUAAUAUCUGUUAACAUGGUGAGCUUAUCGACUGACCCGUCCGGCAAGUCUUUUGUAGCCGUAUACCAGGGCACGCAUGCCGGAGACCCCAUGGUGGGGAGGUUCUAUGGUACCACAACCCCGGGGGUGCUACGUAUCCAGGGCCCCAACGUGUACAUUAUCUACCAGUCUGAGGAGGACACACUUAGGACGGGGUUCCAAGCCAGAGUCAACUACUGUCGUCCAUUUUACUACGGCACUGACCUGUGUACGAACCUGUGUAAAUGUGUACAGGCCAACUCCGUGUCAUGUAACAGUGUCAGUGGAGCGUGUACCUGUAGGUCGGGGUGGGCGUCCACUGACUGCUCUGUUGAUGUAGAUGAGUGCCUGCAGAACCCGUGCUUGCUCACGCAGAAAUGUGUCAACCUGCCGGGCACCUACAGGUGUGAUAUAGAUUGUACUACAACCUUAAAUGGACCGUUUGGAGCCAUCAGCACAAUUCAGUACCCGACCUAUCCACUCAACAACGCGCAGUGUGAUUGGUCAAUUACAGGUGGUGCUAGUGAAGUUGUUUCAUUAAGCAUCGCUAAAGGAGACUUUCAGUUGAUGGAAACGGCCUACUGCUCCUACGACUCUCUUAACUUCUUUGACGGGGAGGUCAACACGACCAACCAGAUCGGCCGUUACUGUGGCACCAGGAUCCCUGGACUCCUCAGGACAACAAAGAACUUAAUGAACCUGCAUCUCCAGACGUGGUACUACGGCUCACGGAAGGGGUUCUCCGGCUUCUACAACACGCACGAAUGUAAGGAGUUCACAUGGGGCACCAAAUGCCAGAGACCCUGCACCUGUGCACGCGACAACACCAAGUUCUGCGACAACAUCAGCGGUGUCUGCGUGUGCAAGACGGGCUGGACCGGCACCAACUGCGACGAGGACGUCAACGAGUGCCGGACCGGAAAGUGUCCGGAAAACCAGGCCUGCGAAAAUAUUCCGGGAGGUUACCAGUGUUCUUGCCGGCUAGGUUUCGUAAAAAAUUCAGCCGGAAACUGUGUAGGAAAUCAAGAAACCUGCGUACUGGCUUCAGGGAAACGGUGCUCACAUUACUGCUAUAAAAGUAACAACACAGUAGUCUGCGCAUGCCCAGAAGGUAUGGAGAUCGCCAGUCUGUUGGACCAAUGUGUUGUAUCCCUCUACCCGUACGGUGAGGCGAGCGGAGAUUUGACAAGGUCUAAAAACUUUACGAAGAAAACAGAUGCGUACUAUGGAGAAGUAAAGUUUAGUGCUGAAAUUCCCUUCGCUGAAACAACUGUCACCACUGCGUAUAUCCACAACGCCGGCGUCAUCAGUUUUGGCAGCCCCGACAUCAGCAAGUCUCCGACAGACGACGCCACCAAGCUGCUGCUGAAGGUCUUCUGGCCCAACGCCAGCCCCUCCAGUGAAGAGAUCUACUACCACGUCUACGAGAAGUGCGAGCCGUCGGCGUAUCUCGAGGGCGACUUGCGAUAUUCGCCAGACAGGCAGACUGUCAUGGACAGGGCGGCCAGAGAUGUUAUUAAGAUGACGUCAUGCGCUGACUUUGAUGUAAACGUUGUUGUUGUGGCGACUUACGUCAACUUUUCUAGUGUAGCGCAGCAAUCUCGGGCUACAGUGAAGAACACGUUUCAAGCUAUUUUCAUCAGUGGGAAUAGAAAGGAAUCUAGUAGUGACCAAAAUUUCUUGGCUGAAGAAACGUCCUACGUGUUCUACCUGUAUCCUAAAGACAGGAUGCAAUGGUGUAAUGCAGGUGUUCAGGUCGGUGUAACUGCUGGCAGGUUUACAACCUUAGUUCCAGGCAUCACAGCCUCUUGGCACAAAGCCUCAGACUUCAAGCAAAUCUUCUCCUACAAGGUUGGACAAUCCCCCGCCACCAGCCCUGCCCAGCAGUGCCAGAGAUACGUGUGUAAAAACAGCCGUCAGAUAACCAACCCAGUUUACCGUCAAGAGAUAGAACAGCUGUACAAAUGUCCGUGUACACUCGACCGCCUGGGUUUACAGUGGACCAUCUAUGAACAACGUAGUCCGAACAUUUACUGUUUUUCAAUAAGUUUAGUGGCAAAAAGAAGGCUGCUUGUAUCUAACCCCAGGAAUAAGCUGUGCUGCUACAGGUGGGACCGACCAGCUGACACCAGCGACUGGCAGGUCUGGGGGCAGCAACUGGCCCUCGCCACGUUUGUCCACGGCUCGCCGGAUGCUGGUCACGUGGUGGCCGGGGACCCAGACUGGUACGAGGGGGUCCGUGAGAACAUCGACGCCCACCAGUGGUGCUGUAAGGACGCCAACAAGGCUAAACUGUGUGAGAGAUUCGACAAGAUCUACCCUGAUAUGGAGUGCUCGUAUGAUGUACAGUUCGUUCCGGGUAGGGAAAUCAUAUAA
Molecule: messenger RNA, 2607 nt
Organism: Physella acuta
Lineage: Eukaryota; Metazoa; Mollusca; Gastropoda; Physidae
Biological process (GO): cell-matrix adhesion
Molecular function (GO): calcium ion binding
Source: RefSeq, a predicted model, not a curated record